Molecule: messenger RNA, 570 nt
Organism: Saccostrea cuccullata (small rock oyster)
Lineage: Eukaryota; Metazoa; Mollusca; Bivalvia; Ostreida; Ostreidae
Product: ATP synthase subunits region ORF 7-like
Exons: 4
Coding region: 187-570 (127 amino acids)
Biological process (GO): cell-cell adhesion
Cellular component (GO): protein complex involved in cell adhesion; cell surface; phagocytic vesicle
Molecular function (GO): polysaccharide binding; N-acetylgalactosamine binding; oligosaccharide binding
Source: RefSeq, a predicted model, not a curated record
GAUUAGAUGAUGUGUUACUAUCGGUACAAAGUAGUGGGUGCAUUUCUUCUGGUCACAUUAGCUGUUAAUCAAUCUCAUGGAUUACAAAAUGGCAGCUCAGAUGAAACAGCAAAACUUGCUAAUUGUGAAAAUCCAAUUCAGAGGGUCUUGGAAUAAUUUUUUGUCAAAAAGUCGAAAGGAAUCGAAAUGGAAAAGACUAUUGCAGAAAUGACGUCUACUAUCAAAACUUUGAAGACCACUAUUGAGGAAAUGAAAUCUUUUAUUUCGUCACUCCAAAGAGAUAUCUCAAAUAGGAAAGAAUUCAGAUGUGAAUCGGGUGUAUCAAGACAACACAAAUUUCCAGCUCCCACUUGGCCUUAUGGACAAACAAUCAAAUUCAAAACCGCCUUCCAAGAAAUACCAACCGUAACAUACGGUUUAUACGUGCUUGAUUCAGAUUACACAGUUAACCUUCGUAUAAGCACAGUGGUAAAGGAAGUAACCAGGACAGGGUUUAGUGUAAAGAUCAAAACAUGGGAAAACUCGGUGCUGUAUGGAGCUAGAAUCAGCUGGAUGGCUUGUGGUAGAUAA